Molecule: messenger RNA, 1908 nt
Organism: Annulohypoxylon truncatum
Lineage: Eukaryota; Fungi; Ascomycota; Sordariomycetes; Xylariales; Hypoxylaceae
Product: zf-DHHC-domain-containing protein
Exons: 2
Coding region: 1-1908 (635 amino acids)
Biological process (GO): peptidyl-L-cysteine S-palmitoylation; protein targeting to membrane
Cellular component (GO): Golgi apparatus; endoplasmic reticulum
Molecular function (GO): protein-cysteine S-palmitoyltransferase activity
Source: RefSeq, a predicted model, not a curated record
AUGACCGACAUCGCGUCCGAAGAUGGCGACGGAGCCACUCAAGAGCAAAUAAGAACAAACGGAAGUCAGAGGAGAAGUCUUCGCGCCAGCGAGUCUCGCCCUGGAACCGCGAGAACUGGCAUGUCUUCGUCGCGCGGUGCUUGGUCGCAAGGAACUCCCAUGAGAAAGGCUUUACAAAGAGGAAGCCUUACCGGUAGCAUCAAUAGUGGCCGGCCUGCUAGCUCUACAAGCCGAAGUCAUGUUCCCUUGGCUUCGCAUGCCUUCUUUCACCCUAUGAGUUCUCAGAAGUUGCAAGCCCAACGAGGCGCAUCACGUCCCGCUACAGGAAUUCAAGGCCGGCCAAGCACCGAAGACGUACCGGAUGAGGAUCAGUCCCACAUCGCACCACCGCCGCAGGGUGCUACUAUAUCAAGACCCGUAGCUCGCCUAGUCCGCCACAUGACUGAUGAGGCUGAUGGCCAGCCACCCCCUUCGAGGGGUACCGAGGUGACCGAGCCGUACGAUCGUAUCACUGCCACCACGAGUCCGACUCGUGGUCAUUAUCCUGCGGGUAGCGUCAGUGAGAGCGUGCGCCCAUUGCAGCGCAAGAAGGCCGAAGAGAAAGGUCUGAGCCUGGAUGUUGGCAAAUCUAAGACCUACGGGGGCAGUGGGAACUUACCAAGCCCGAUCAACUCGCCGCGCUCUUUCAGAUCAAGCCUCUUUCUACCUGGCAAGGGUGACACUACCGCUACCCCCGCCAAUCGUAACACGCAUGGUGCCGAGAAGCUGUCUUCUGGCGCGUCGUCUCCCCGAUUCGCCCCUUCUGCUGCCAGCGCCCCCGCCGCAAAGGCCAAGACCAAAGCCAAGGCAACCAAGGAGAAGACGCUUACUCAUGGCUAUAACCACGAGUAUUUCGAGGGCAACACCGUAUUCUGCAUUGGCGGUCGUCUUCAAAACACGCGCCACCGACCCAUCAAUAUCGCUACUGGCUUUUUCGUUGUCCUGCCAGCUAUUCUUUUCUUCGCGUUUUCAGCUUCUUACCUGUGGCACCAUGUUUCACCUGCUGUCCCUAUUUUCUUCGCCUAUCUGUUUUAUAUUUGCAUCUCGUCGUUCCUUCACGCGUCAGGCUCAGAUCCAGGGAUCUUACCACGCAAUAUACAUCAAUUUCCACCGGUGGAUGAGCAUGAGGACCCCUUGCGCUUAGCUCCGCCAACGAAUGACUGGACUCUUGUCAAAUCGGCCGAGUCAAGCACUGCGGCAAUGGAAGUACCGACGAAGUACUGCAAGACCUGCAAUAUCUGGCGUCCCCCGCGAGCCCAUCAUUGUCGAUUGUGUGAUAAUUGCGUCGAAACCCAAGAUCAUCACUGCGUUUGGAUUAAUAAUUGUGUUGGGAGACGCAAUUACCGAUAUUUCCUUGCUUUUAUAACUUCAGGUACCCUCCUCUCGAUCUAUCUGAUAGCUGCCUCUCUCGCGCAAGUGCUGGUCUUCUCAAACGAGGAGCACGUUUCCUUCGGAGAAGCCGUGAGCCAUUUCCGGGUCCCUUUUGCCAUGGUGAUUUAUGGGGUCCUUGGUUUCGUAUAUCCGGCUGCUCUGAUGGGAUAUCAUCUUUUUCUCAUGGCUAGGGGCGAAACAACCAGGGAGUUCCUAAAUUCGCACAAAUUCUUGAAGAAGGAGCGGUAUCGGGCCUUCACUCAAGGCAGCAUAUGGAAAAAUUGGAUCGUUGUGUUGUGCCGCCCGCGGCCGCCGACGUACUACCGCUUUAAGUACCGGUUUGAAGAGGGAGAUCAGCGAUUCGGUGAGCGUCGAGAUCAGCACGGGAAGAGUUCGUCGAGAGAUGGACAGGAUAUGGAGAUGCAAAAUGUACGAGGCCCCGCUACAGGCUUUUCGGGACCUACCGCCUUGCGCAACCUCACAGCCAGUACACGAUGA